AAGAGCAUUUGAGGACACAUACAAAAGAAAAACCAUAUUCAUGUGAAAUUUGUAAAGAGUCAUUUUCUCAGAGUGGAAAUUUGAUGAAGCAUUUGAGGACACACACAAAAGAAAAACCAUAUUCUUGUGAAAUUUGUCAAGAGUCAUUUUCGGAGAGUGAAAAUUUAAAAAGGCAUUUGAGGACACAUACUAAAGAAAAACCAUAUUCAUGUGAAAUUUGUAAAAAGUCAUUUUCUCAGAGUGGACAUUUAAAAAUCCAUUUGAGGACACAUUUGAAAACCCAUUUGAGGAUACACACUAAUGAAAAACCAUAUUGUUGUGAGUUUUGUAGAAAGACAUUUUCUCAAGUCUCGCAUAUGAAA
Molecule: messenger RNA, 362 nt
Organism: Uloborus diversus
Lineage: Eukaryota; Metazoa; Arthropoda; Arachnida; Araneae; Uloboridae
Product: zinc finger protein 233-like
Exons: 2
Biological process (GO): central nervous system development; regulation of transcription by RNA polymerase II
Cellular component (GO): nucleus
Molecular function (GO): DNA-binding transcription factor activity, RNA polymerase II-specific; RNA polymerase II cis-regulatory region sequence-specific DNA binding
Source: RefSeq, a predicted model, not a curated record